Messenger RNA from Fonsecaea nubica, 1029 nucleotides. RefSeq lists its product as hypothetical. The coding region runs from base 1 to 1029 and encodes 342 amino acids. The record is from RefSeq and is a predicted model, not a curated record. The transcript has a single exon. NCBI's taxonomy places the organism in Eukaryota, Fungi, Ascomycota, Eurotiomycetes, Chaetothyriales, Herpotrichiellaceae.
AUGCCAUUCAGGCGACAGAACGAUACCAUCAGGGAGGGAUUCCACUCAAUUGAAGAUGAAGCCUUGGACGCAGCUGCAACAAUCAGUCAGGCAGAGAACAGCUCACAAGAUGGGGAGUCGUGGGGUGCUUUGAACUUCAAUAUCAACCUACAAGAGGCCAGCUCCAUGGAAGAGCUUCUGUUCCCUUGGAUAGCACCCAAUAUUGUGGGAGACCUGGGUGAAUUGAAACCCGUUUCAGACAUAAACCCGAGCUUCAAUUGGGUUACUACGCAGAUGAAAACCUACCCUCGUUUAUUUGCUCGCCAGGCGGAGACGCCAUUCAUUCACAAGUCGCUCUAUCCAGAUCUAAAACCCCGCUCGAUUCGAGCAGCUCUGACAGUUUGUGCCGCCUCCGAGAAUGUGGUUGGAGCAAAUAAAUCUAUGCUCUUCCGCAUCCUCGACGCCGAAGUCGUGGACUUGCUGCAACCUGGGUCAGGCUCGAUGCCCACCCUUCUUGAGGAUCUGGCAAAACUGCAGGCGAUAGUGCUAUAUCAAAUCAUACGACUUUUCGAUGGUGGCCUAUCACAGCUUACUGUCCUGGAACAGCAGGCUGAUAUGCUUAAAGCCCUGGCACUAGGGCUUCUUCAGCGGUCAGAUGUUGAGCUUCGCGAUGCACAGCCUGGCUGGGAGUCCUGGAUCCUAGCAGAGAGCGUUCGAAGAACUGUUCUACUGGUUUUCCUGGUCUACGGAGUUCGUUCAGUCUAUCAGCACGGCGUUUGCCUCGAGCUCCCGACGUUGGUUCUUCUACCCGUUUCGACCCAUGCCGCGUUCUGGAAUUCCAAGGCCCGCUACGUGGAACUUGGUGAUCAGGCGGGGACGUUGAAAUACAAUGAUUUCAGCACGCUGUGGCUGACUUCUCCACCUAGAGAGCUUCAGGCUUUUGAGAAAUUACUUCUUGUGUCUUGUAAAGGCAUUGAUCAGGUCCGAGCCCACGGCGGUCUCGACCUGGCCAAUCAAAAUGUUCAACCAGACAUGAGUCAAUCAUACUGA